AUGCGACGCAGGACGCUUGGAUUAGUGCAGGAUGCGUUGUCGGCGGCCCGCAGCUCGCUGCUGCUGCAUGACGCGCAACAUGCGACGCAGCGCCUUGGCCAGCAUCGCGGCUGCGCGCUGUCAGCGCUGUCAUGCUACCACGGCCAAAGCAACGACGGCGACAGUACAGAUGGCAACGGCAGCAGCGGCGACGCGCGCGCGGCAGAGGUAGCAGAGGUGCGGCGUAUGAGGGCGGCCCGGCGCGCGGACGACGGCCACCCGCCGCUGCCAGAGGGCGCCGCGCGGCGCGCGAUGCUGGACCCCCUGGGGCUGCUUAUGGCGGCCACGAGCGUGCCCCUGGGCAUCAGCUUGCGCCUGGACAGCCAGCGCGCAGCAGCCGCACUCGGCGACGCUGAGGACGCGCCCGCAGCGGCGCAUCAACAGCAGCAGCACGCACAGCAGCCGCGUCCGCAGCAGCUUCAGGGCCGCCGCCGGCGAGCGCCGCGCAGCAGCGGGACCGCGGCGGCGGCCCCGGGCGCCGCGGCGCCGUCGGUGGACGAGGCGGUGGCGGCGGCGGCGCGCCUGGCGUCGGACCCGACGCGUGCACUGGAGCAGCUGGAGCAGCUGAUCGCAGCGGCGGGGCCGGCGGGGGGCGGCGGGGAUGGCGGCCCGGUGGAGGGCGGGGACAGCUGGGGCACGACGACGCAGUCCGCUGCCGACAUCGCGCGGCGCAUCGCGGAGUCAAACAGAGCGGCCGAUGAGGCGGCCGGCGGCGGCGGCAGCGGGGGGGAUGGCGGCGGCGGCGGCGGCGGCGGUGGCGAGGAGGAUGACGAGGAUGAGGAGGCGGCGGCGGGUGCGACGGUGAGCCCCGAGCAGGUGGGGCGCGACCUGCGUGAGCUGGACGAGGUCUUUGCGAUACUGGCACAGGUCCCCUGGCUGGACGACGGCGCCGUGGACGAGCGCGAGCUGCGGGGCGUCGUGGCGGUGGGGCUGCUGGGCACCCUGGAGGAGGUCGGCUGGGACCUGCGCGGCGGCCUCGCGGCCAUAUGGGGCGGCCAGCGCGACGGCGACGCGCUCGCCGCGUCGGCCGCCGACCCCAAGCAGGCGUCGGCGCUGGCGGCCGUGCUGUACCACACCAAGCGGCUGGAAGAGCAGUACGGGCCGCCGCCGCCCGCGUCCGUGGAGCUGGCGGUCAAGGCGGCGCAGGCGGGGGCGGAGCCGACGAUGGUGCAGCAGCGCGAGCAGCGGCGGUGCAGCAGCAGCGGUCAGACGACGCCAAGGGGCGGCGUGGGCCGUGAGGGGCUGGGCAGCGGCGCGCUGGGGCGUGGUGAUGAAUAUUGA
Molecule: messenger RNA, 1320 nt
Organism: Monoraphidium neglectum
Lineage: Eukaryota; Viridiplantae; Chlorophyta; Chlorophyceae; Sphaeropleales; Selenastraceae
Exons: 4
Coding region: 1-1320 (439 amino acids)
Source: RefSeq, a predicted model, not a curated record